AAUAAAAUAAUAAUAAUAACAAUAAGAGAUCUUCUUUUUUUUUUUUAUUUGUAAAUAAAAUAAUAAUAAAAAUCAUCAUCAUCUACAUGAAGAUAAAAAUCUAUGACUAAUCUAUCACAAUCUUCCAAUCAUCUAACAUCCAUCACCACAAAUCAACCAGUACCACUAGAAUAUGAUCAUCACCCAUUAUCCCGUCCACCAAGCUACAAGUUAGAUACACAGAUUGACCUUGAUGCUUUGGAAACCCAAUUGAUAUCCUAUCUUCAAACUCAAAAGAAAGUUCCAUUUUGGCGACGUCAAUUUUAUGGAACAGCUUUGGUGUUUUGGUUGGUAUGUUUUGUUCUUGUUGGUAUCAUAUCCUUAUUCAUUCCACAUGCUCCACCACUUGUCAUGUUACUAUGGCUUCCAUUGGUCUUGUACUUUGUCAUACUACUUCUCCUUCAUAUUAUCUAUAAACAAAGUAGGUUAAAGUUAGAAUACGUUCAAUAUCAGUUAGCUGGUAUUCGUCAAUAUCGUCAUCGUGCAAUAACACAAGUCAGAGAAUAUCCAAAUGAUCUUUAUUUUCUACAUUAUAUUUCAAUCCAACAUACCCAUCCAAUCACUACUCUUUUACCACCUCCUCCAACUUAUCAAAAAGCAAUUAUUCAGGAGUGAAUUGUUAACAAAGAAUAAUA
Messenger RNA from Halteromyces radiatus, 674 nucleotides. RefSeq lists its product as uncharacterized. NCBI's taxonomy places the organism in Eukaryota, Fungi, Mucoromycota, Mucoromycetes, Mucorales, Cunninghamellaceae. Bases 103 to 654 code for a protein of 183 amino acids. The record is from RefSeq and is a predicted model, not a curated record. The transcript has a single exon.